Trichoderma breve is the source of this 1719-nucleotide messenger RNA. RefSeq lists its product as uncharacterized. NCBI's taxonomy places the organism in Eukaryota, Fungi, Ascomycota, Sordariomycetes, Hypocreales, Hypocreaceae. The transcript has 2 exons. The coding region runs from base 1 to 1719 and encodes 572 amino acids. The record is from RefSeq and is a predicted model, not a curated record.
AUGGAGGCCCAUUCACUUGCCUCCCUAAACCUGCUGGCGGCGAAUCCGCCGCAAUAUCCCGAAAACCCGUCAGAGACAAGACUAGAGCCUUUGGUGCUCUACAUCUCCAGAGUUCCUGGCACCAGAGAUGUUAUUCUAUCACCUUUCAAACCUCAGAUCAAGAAUGUCACAGGCGGCGAUGUCUCCAGCAGCCUCUAUUAUGUUCAUCUCGAGAUCCCAAUGCUGGAUAUAACCGGCCCUCAGCCAUUGAGAGAUGACGCGCAAGGUAGAUCCAGCGAGGACAGCUCUAUGACGAGGACGAUUGCUCGGAAGCCGGUGCCCGGAUCAAUCUCAUCCCAGACUCCCAAUAUCUCGAUACAGGGUGAUCAGCAACAGCAACAACAACAGCCUCAGAUUACUUUUGGAAACCCGACGUUGCGACCACCAAACGAAGUUAUUGUACCUUUCAACUCGCAAGAUGCCGACUAUGCACCCCCUCUUCCCCCCAGACAAUACGAAUGGUCGGGCUCGGGAUUCACAGAGAGCUCUUCCCAGCAUAAUGCUCCAGAUGGAUCACAGCAGUUGCGCCCAUCUGCCUCUAGACGCAAGCCUGUCGGGCCACGGCAGCUGAGCGAUAUACCUCAGAGUCGGGUCUCCAUGGACGAAACGGCUCGUUCUAGAGACCAAACCAGGGAUCGAUCAGCUACUAUGGGACAUACUAGGCAAAGUCGCUCUCUAUCUCCAAUGAAGAGCAACGAGUAUUCUACGCCACCCUUUACCUUGAGCCUGAUAAGGAGGGAUCCAGGUACAGGAGAUCAGUGGAACGUAGGCAAAAUUUCGUCGUACGAGGUGAAUACAGAGGUUGGGGAAACAGGCCAGUCUGCCACGUAUCUCUCUGCAUCCUCGGAACAGCAGUCUCCUCGACAUCCACCAAUCGAUAUUCACAUUGAAAGCGCAGGAUAUGCCAAGUUCCGUGGAAGGCCAUCAAGCGCCAUUCCCCCUAGGAGGAGCAUGGAUGCCGACCGAUCAUUCAUGGACAUGGCACCAGGCCCACGAGCCGAUGGGAUGUUCUCCAGACAGGUUUCCAUGGCGUACUCGAGAAGUUUCGGCUCUGCCAUGCGGUCCAAAUUUCAUCAGAUCGAGCAGGCGGCUCGGAAGAAGGCACACAAUCGAAGCGAGAGCGAAGCAUCGGCCAAUUCGUUCAGCUCCGGAGAAUACAAGUCCGGAUCGCCGACAUCUUCACGUCCUGACAAGAUGAAGCCGAGAGGAUACACCUUUACAAGCCCCUGGGGUGGUAGAUGCGAGUUUCGCACGGGGAACGGCGGCCGAAGCUUGCUGUGCCACCAUUUCUUGCAUGAGGGCGAAGUCGGAGCGUAUAAUCCGUUGGUCCCCGAGGCGAGUCCGUCAAGGUCGUCCACCGUUGUCAGCGAGUUACGCUUCAAUCUUCCGGGCUCUGACUUGUUCCCCUCUGGUGAAGUCCCCAAGGGCGACGACCGCCGUCUUGGCCACUUUAGCAAGUUCAUCAAGUCGGCCAUGGAACGCUAUGAAGAUAGAGACGAAGACGACGUAAUAUCACCGUUUGACGUAAACAUAGGCGGCGAGAGAGCUGGAGGAGGCAACCGCGGCAAGCGGGCCAAGCUCGGGAAGCUCAUCAUAUACCACGACGGGCUGAAGAUGCUCGAUCUGCUGGUGGCAGCCAACAUGGGGCUGUGGUGGGGGACAUGGGAAAAGAGCUUCUGA